AUUUAAAAAUAAAUAAAUAAAUAACAAGAAUAAGAGCGAAGAGAAGCCUCUAGAAACCAGAAAGACACAAACGGGCGAGAUUCAAGUCUCAAGUCUCUCGCCUCAAGUGUGUAGUUUGCAGUCUCAAGAAUGGCGAAGGAACUUGAGAACAAAGCCAAAGAGGCAUUCUUGGAUGACGAUUUUGCCCUCGCCGCCGAUUACUACUCGGAAGCCAUCAACUUAGAUCCCAACAACCCUCUUCUUUAUGCCGACAGAGCCCAAGCCCAUAUCAAGCUCCAGAACUUCACAGAAGCCGUUUCUGAUGCGAACAAAGCCAUUCAAUUGAGUCCUUCACUGGCUAAGGCAUACCUUCGUAAGGGAACUGCGUGCAUUAAGCUGGAAGAGUAUCAAACUGCAAAGGUAGCACUUCAAACCGGUGCCUCUUUUGCUCCCGACGAUUCCAGAUUCACCAAGCUCAUUCAAGAUUGUGAUCGCUACAUUGCAGAAGAAUCGAAUGAUCUUGCUAGCACCUUAUUGCCCCGCGUCCCCACAACUCCUGCCGGUAAUGGUUCGCAUUCGACUGAUAGAAGUAUAGAUUCUACUAAAGAAGCUGAAAGAGACAGUUCGGUACCCCAAAUCAAUGAAGUUGCAACAACCAGGCCAAAAUUCAGACAUGAAUACUACCAGAGGCCAGAAGAAGUGGUUGUGACGAUAUUUGCUAAAGGCAUACCAGCAGACGACGUAAUUGUUGACUUUGGUGAACAGAUUAUGAGUGUUACUAUUGCUGUUCCCGGACAAGAACCCUAUCGUUAUCAACAACGAUUGUUCGGAAAGAUAGUACCCGAUAAGUGCAGAGUCCUGGUGUUGUCAACUAAAGUUGAAAUCCGCCUUGCAAAAGCUGAAGCUCUUAAUUGGACAUCUCUGGAAUAUAGCAAGCAUGUGCUUCCUCAGAAAAUAAAUGCGUUGACAAAUCAACCUGAAAGGCCAACAUACCCAUCAUCAAAGCCAAGGACAAAAGAUUGGGAUAAGUUGGAAGCACUGAUGAAAAAAGAGGAGAAAGAAGAGAAGCUAGACGGUGAUGCUGCUUUGAACAAAUUGUUCCGAGAUAUUUACCAAAAUGCAGAUGAGGACAUGAGAAGAGCUAUGAGCAAGUCAUUUUUGGAGUCAAAUGGAACAGUGCUGUCAACUGACUGGAAAGAAGUAGGAUCAAAGAAGGUGGAGAGCAGUCCCCCUGAAGGCCUGGAGUUGAAGAAAUGGGAAUAUUGAUUUGCUAAGAUAAUUCCAAAAAAUGAAUAGGAAUUGUGUGAUCCCUUUUUGUUAUUUUGAUACUUGCUGUUUGUCUGUGUUAUAUUACAUUGCCUGGUAAAUGACCGAACUUGUAUUUGUUGAUAAAGUUAAGUAAUUGUGAAGUUAUUGCUAUUUGCUAAUGGCCGUGAUUUAUUGUUGCUGAAUUUAGACGAGUAAAUUUAGUAUCAUAAUUGAGAAAAGUUUAAGGCUCGUCAA
This is a messenger RNA of Arachis ipaensis, 1482 nucleotides long. Its product is annotated as protein SGT1 homolog B. The record is from RefSeq and is a predicted model, not a curated record. NCBI's taxonomy places the organism in Eukaryota, Viridiplantae, Streptophyta, Magnoliopsida, Fabales, Fabaceae. Gene Ontology annotation, molecular function: protein-folding chaperone binding.